AUGGCAGUUGCCUUGAAUGAAUGGAAUAGGAACACUGUGGUCUGUGGGCAAUAUUUUCCACAAAAAAAGAGACGCAUAUCCAGGAUCAAUUGUGUCCAACGCAACCUUACCAUUAAUGCAAGGCCCGACCUGCUCAAGUUAGAAAGGAAAUUACGAGUAGAACUAGACGAGAUACUCUACCAAGAAGAGCUCAUUUGGUUCAAACGCUCUAGAGAAGAUUGGAUUGUUUCUGGAGAUCGGAGUACCCAUUACUACCACAUAGCUACCACGGUGAAAAACAAUACAACGAGAAUUAAAGCCCUCAGGAACGAUGAAGGUUUGCUGAUCAUUGAUGACUUGCAAGUCAGAAAUCUUAUUCGAGAAUAUUUUGUCCGUCUAUUUACUGAAGACUCGGGGCCAAUCUCUCAGGAAUCCUUUCAUGGACACUUCCCUACUGUGAGUGAGGCAGAAUGGGAAGUGAUCAAUGAUCCUUUCACCAAAGUGGAGGUAAAACAUGCGAUGUUUGACAUGCCCCUAUGCAGGUUCCCAGGACGGAUGGCAUCACUACAGGUUUUUACCAAAAAUCAUGGGCUACGGUUGGCAAAGUAUUAG
Ipomoea nil (Japanese morning glory) is the source of this 591-nucleotide messenger RNA. RefSeq lists its product as uncharacterized. The record is from RefSeq and is a predicted model, not a curated record. Bases 1 to 591 code for a protein of 196 amino acids. NCBI's taxonomy places the organism in Eukaryota, Viridiplantae, Streptophyta, Magnoliopsida, Solanales, Convolvulaceae. The transcript has a single exon.